AUCGGAAACCAUGUCUUUACUCUGCAAACGUCCCUCUGCAGGGCUCUUGUCACCAUUUCUGAUAACAAGAAGUGUCUCUACUUCUCCAUACGGUCGCUCACAUGUUUUCAAGCAACGUCUACCCAAAUUGCCCAACCCAGUAGUUCCUCAUUUCCCUCAGCGCGUCGUUCGUGCGGACGGCUCAUCAUACAUGCAAUGGACGACAUCGCCACGCUCACGAAUAACGUUGACGCGCGAUACAACAAACCACCCUCUUUGGAACGCUACUCACCGUUUGAGCGGAGCGGUCGGAGAGGGAGGUAUAGAAGAUGAAGAGCAGGAGGGCACUGGUCGUUUGGGACGCUUCAAGAGAAGGUUUGGACAGGAAGUCGGUGUGGGAGAGUGGACUGAGCUUCAAGAGGGCAUUGAGGCUGAAGUGGAGCCUCCAGCGAGCAAAAAGCAAAAGGCAACCCCGAAGAAAUGAGUGCGUCGAUGCCUCGUCUGUCUUUGGUCCUUGGACUUCUCGCAGCGGACUCCGUUGCAAGCAUACUUAAGUUGGAACUUGUCAUUUUAUCACUAAGAUGCACAUUUACCUCAAUCAAGUAUGUUUCGGGUGUUGAAACGUUGAUACCUUGCCAUCAAUUUCAAAAGUACAAAAGUUCGUCUUGUACAUACCGUGUACGUACGUCUUGGCUGUCUUCGCAAUGCGCUUGUUCCUGCCUACUCUCGCAUCGCUGUAUCACCCAUGUCAGCCUUCACUAAUCCAUUGGGCUCCUUGCUGUUUGCGUCUCGACUCUCAUUUGAUGUUUGAACGUUAAACGUCAAUAUUCCAUGCCGUUUAUGUAAUUUGGAGCAUGGUUCCAUUUUGCAGCUUCGCUC
This is a messenger RNA of Suillus discolor, 858 nucleotides long. RefSeq lists its product as uncharacterized. The record is from RefSeq and is a predicted model, not a curated record. Gene Ontology annotation, cellular component: mitochondrial large ribosomal subunit. The transcript is spliced from 3 exons. Gene Ontology annotation, molecular function: structural constituent of ribosome. The coding region runs from base 11 to 463 and encodes 150 amino acids. Gene Ontology annotation, biological process: mitochondrial translation. NCBI's taxonomy places the organism in Eukaryota, Fungi, Basidiomycota, Agaricomycetes, Boletales, Suillaceae.